This is a messenger RNA of Ceratotherium simum simum (southern white rhinoceros), 752 nucleotides long. RefSeq lists its product as uncharacterized. The record is from RefSeq and is a predicted model, not a curated record. Gene Ontology annotation, cellular component: keratin filament. Lineage: Eukaryota; Metazoa; Chordata; Mammalia; Perissodactyla; Rhinocerotidae.
GAUUCUGGGAAACUCACCUUGAACAGGAGCUCACCUUCCACCCCUGACACCAUGACUCAUUCCUGCUGCUCCCCUUGCUGCCAGCCCACUGGCUGUGGGUCCAGCUGUUGUGGAUCCAGCUGCUGCCAGCCUUGCUGCCCCUCAACUCGCUGUCAAACCACCUGCUGUAGGACCGCCUGCUACCAACCAACUUGUGUGACCAGCUGCUGCCGCCCUUCCUACUGCAGCUCAACCUGCUGCCAGCCCACCUGCUCUGAGUCCAGCUGCUGUGGACAAACCUGCAGUGGGUCCAGCUGCUGCCAGCCUUGCUGCCCCUCAACUUGCUGUCAAACCACCUGCUGCCAGCCAGCUAGCUCUGGACCCGUGUACUGCCGGAGAACAUGCUACCACCCCACUUGCAUCUGCCUGCCUUGGUGCCAAGCACAGAGCUGUGGAUCCAGCUGCUGCCAGCCUUGCUGCCGCCCAGCCUGCUGUGAGUCCAGCUGCUGCCAGCCGUCCUGCUGCUGAUCCUCAUGCUGAAGACCUACCACACCCAUCACCUUCCAACUUCCAUCAGCCAACUCGGUUCCUGCAACAAAAUCACCCUCCAGGCUUUCUUAUCAUCAAACCAGCUAUUGGUUGUCUUCUCGUAAAGGGUCUUGAGAGUCUGCUUGAUGGAGUGCAGUCCACUUCACUUUCUUCUCUUGGCCUGUUGGUUGGUGUUCCAGGUCCUGGUCUACUUUAUCUGUGCUUGCUCGAGUCGUGCUUUCAUG